Sporisorium graminicola is the source of this 612-nucleotide messenger RNA. RefSeq lists its product as uncharacterized. The transcript is spliced from 2 exons. The record is from RefSeq and is a predicted model, not a curated record. NCBI's taxonomy places the organism in Eukaryota, Fungi, Basidiomycota, Ustilaginomycetes, Ustilaginales, Ustilaginaceae. Bases 1 to 612 code for a protein of 203 amino acids.
AUGAUGCCUCUGCUGAGCGCAGCCGCGCCGCUUACAGCAGCCGAUCUCGCCGCACGCAACAACAACGGUCAUCACUAUAAGAUCGACCCAAAGUGUCCGGCAGGCACGACGCCAGGCUUUGAGGUGUAUACUGCGAGGUACGAUGUUCCGGCGCACGAGUUCUAUGCCAAGGUAGGCUCGUUCUACGACGAGGUGUGGUAUAUCGGUCUGCCUCCGAAUGCAACGCACGGUCCGGACAACACAGUCGGCUCGAUUCGCGAGAUCGAUUUCUCAGGGACCAUCCUGCACGAACAGCUGAUCAAGUCGAUCCACAGACCGGCGCUGCUCGAGCUCGAAUGGCACCUCGUCAACGGGCCGAUCAACGUGACCGGUGCGGUGGCCGACGACCCGCCCACCGAGACCAUUCUGUUCGGAAGCUAUACAGAAGAUCUACGCGUCGAGUCGAUCUGCGAGGACAGAGCGACGUUUAUUACUUUCACAGGGAGGUACUGCUUCGACAAGCCCGGUCCUGCGUACAAGGUGUUUGACGUCGCGCAUACGUCGUCGAUCGAGGCUGUGGCCAAGGAGCUCAAUGCCACGCUGAUCACGGGAAAUGGCACUUGUCCGUCCUGA